AUGCCGCCUGCCGACCCGACCACCGCCCCGACAACCACGAUCGGUGCGCCCGAAAUGACGGCCGACACUCACUACCGAAGCCGCCCCGUCGCUGUCGCGGUCGACCCCGUGGCCCUAGUUAUAUCAGAAUGCAUCACGGUCACCUCCGUCAUGCGCAAGCAUGCGCGUUGGGCCCAUUCAUCCGUCUCGUCGAUCCUCGGCGGAAACCCGAACCCGAUCCAACUCGGGCCCCCGAGCCCCCUUAUUAGACCUGGGAGCAGGGGCUCGAAUGGCGGCUUUGGUGUGGACGGCUCCCUUGACGUUGGCGUGGCCAACAGAUGGGGUCUCCGGGGGCAGAAGGGCAAGAGCAUGGCGGACAACCCACUGAUGGCUGGGUUCGGACGCCUGCGACACGACCUCCAAGGAUGCAAAGAUAUCCACGAGUUCGAUGCGCCGGCGCUACUUAGUCCCUUCCUACAGGUCAUCCAGGCCUCCUCAACCUCGGCGCCGAUCACGAUUCUCGCACUCAAGGCGAUUCGGAAAUUCCUGUCUUAUGGCUUCAUUAGUCCCGAGUCCCCCCGCUUCCCGUUAGCGAUGCAGUCCCUGUCGACCGCCAUUACACAUUGUAGAUUUGAGGCGAGCGACUCUGCUCAGGAUGAGGUUGUGCUGCUCAUGAUCCUUCACCUGAUGGAGGACAUGCUGUCUGGCCCCGGAGGCGCACUACUCAGCGACGAGAGUGUCUGCGAGAUGAUGGAGUGCGGCCUCACCAUGUGCUGCCAGUCACGACUCUCGGAACUGCUACGUCGAACGGCCGAGGCUGCCAUGGUCCGGAUGUGCCAGCUCAUCUUCGAACAUCUCAAGUACCUCGAGGUCGAAGCCCCCGACGAUCUGGAGGCCCUCGAGACACAAACGAAUGGUGACAUGGAUGGCGUCAAGAUGGUCCCCGCAACGAACGGCACAGAUGUGAUCGCAUCGUCAGAUGGCCCUACCGCGGAGGUCGAGCCCCGACCAUCAACAACGUCAGAAGAUGUGGGAAGCGGGACGCCCAGCAAGACUGCCGAGACAGAGACCGUGACGGACGAGUCAGAAUCAUCGGAACCUGCCGAGCAGGCGGAAAUCAGGCCUUACUCCUUGCCGUCUAUCAAGGAGCUCUUCAGGGUACUGGUCGACCUCCUGGACCCCAGCGACAAGCAGCAGGGCGACGCGAUGAGAGUGAUGGCCCUCCGAAUCAUCCACGUUGCCUUUGAGGUGGCCGGUCCGUCGAUUGCUCGCCACCACUCGCUAGCUUUGAUUGCAGAAGAUCGCUUGUGCCGGCAUCUUUUUCAGCUCGUCCGGUCUGACAAUAUGGCGCUCCUGCAGGAGUCUCUGAUCGUGGCAGGAACGCUGCUAGAGACUUGCAGAGGGGUGCUCAAGUUGCAGCAGGAGCUGUUUCUGUCAUAUCUGGUGGCCUGCCUGCACCCUCCAGUAGAAAUACCACGGGAGGCGGGCAUCGAUCCCUUCCUCUACGAGGGCAUCCCACAGAGGCCAACCUCAGUCAAACCUCCACCGUCACCACAGUCAGGUAGCGGCAGAUCCACUCCAGUACCUGUCAAGGACAGGCAGAAGCUUGGCAUGGAGGGCGGCGCCAGGAAGCCCGACGCACGCCAAGCAAUGGUCGAGAGCGUUGGUGCCCUUGUUCGGAUGCCUGGAUUCUUGGUUGAGCUUUUUGUGAACUACGACUGCGACCCGAACCGGGGUGAUCUGUGUCAGGAUAUGAUCGGUCUAUUAUCUCGGAACGCGUUGCCAGACUCGGCCACUUGGAGCACGACAAGUGUUCCUCCUCUUUGUCUUGAUGCGCUCCUCGGCUUCAUCCAGUUCAUCGCGGACCGGUUGGAUGAGGAGGGUGUGCUAGGGGAAGGAGUACCUGAUCCGAAGCAACUGAAUGAGCAGCGGCGGAAGAAGGCAACAAUCAUCAAGGGAACAGACAAGUUCAACAAGAAGCCGAAAGAGGGUUUGGGCUACCUGCAAGAACAUGGCAUCAUUGAUGGAACCCCUGCAUCCACGGCAUACUUCCUCAAGAACACGACACGAGUCUCAAAGGCCGUGCUUGGCGACUUCCUCUCCAAGAAGGGCAACGAGGAGUAUCUCGGAGAGUUUAUGAACCUCUUUGACUUCCAGGGCAAGCGUGUGGAUGAGGCCGUGAGGCAGCUUCUGGAGAGCUUCCGUCUUCCUGGAGAAUCCAUCCUGAUUGAACGGAUCAUUGUCUCAUUCUCGAAGCGCUACGUGGAAACAUCGGGCACCGAUGACGUGGCUGACGAGGAUUCCCUUUUCGUUCUCACUUACGCCAUCAUCAUGCUGAACGUUGACCAACACAGCCCGAAGAUCCAGAACGGCAAGCGCAUGGUGCUCGACAACUUUGCACGUAAUCUUCGAGGCGUGAAUAAUGGCAAGGAUUUCGCGCCAGAUUUCCUGGAGGCGAUGUUCGAAGCCAUCAAGAACAAUGAAAUUAUCUUGCCCGAAGAGCACGAUAAUGCCCAUGCCUUCAGCUAUGCCUGGAGGGAGCUUCUCCUGAAGACCGAGGGCGCUGGGCCGCUGGUCAUCUGCAACAGCAACAUCUUUGAUGCCGACAUGUUUGCCACAACAUGGAAGCCGAUUGUUUCUACGCUGUCCUAUGUCUUCAUGUCAGCUACUGAUGACGCAGUCUUCAACCGGGUUGUGGCUGGCUUUGACCAAUGUGCUCGCAUCGCCUCUCGAUAUGGCAACAUUGAGGCAUUAGACCGAAUCAUUAGAAAUCUGAGCUUCAUGUCAUCACUAGAGGCCAAGGAUCUAUCCAACACAUCUCUCAACACUGAGGUCAAGCAGUCUGACGGCAGUGCUGUUAUGGUCAGCGAACUUGCCGUUAAGCUCGGCAGCGAUCUCAAGGGCCAAUUGGCCACGCUUGUAUUAUUCAACAUCGUCAAGGGCAGCGAGGAAGUCAUUCAGGAUAGUUGGCAACAUAUCAUCCGUAUUUGGCUCAACUUUUUCGUCAACUCCCUCAUUCCCUCCUUCUUCAGCUCGGAACUGGAUGCCGAGUACUUCUCGGAUCAGCAGAUUCCCCCAUCCUUCAUUUCGUUUGCCAAGAGGAUUAAGCUCCCCAAGAUCCCUCUGCACACCACUCAAGUGAUCGAUCGCGCUGCAAAACAGACCGACACCGGUCUGUUCUCGGCACUUUCGUCCUACAUCUCGAGCUAUGCUGCGGACGAUCCGCCGGAGCCGUCCAAGGAAGAGGAGGAUGGUGCGCUGAGUACUCGUGACUGCGUCAUGGCAUGCAAUCUUGGAGAUGUGUUUGCGAAGCUCGUCGAGUUGUCUCCCAAAGCACUUGAACACUUUGUCGAGGCCCUUCUGGAGGAGCUCCCAGAGGACGAGCCUUCCUCGGUGCCAGUCAUCACCAUCAAGGGCGACAAUGUUCCUGCUCCAGUACCAAAUGGCGCUGAGCCUGCGAGCAACAAACCGAUAUAUGAUCCGAAGAUGGUCUAUAUCCUCGAGCUGUCGACAGUGCUUGCUCUUCGGAACGAGGAGACGGUCGAAUUGAUUGGCGAGGGUGUCGCAAAGGCCCUCCAAUCAAUCUUGCGUGAUGCAGCCCGAUACCACACCUCCCUUGUCUCACGAGCUGCGUUCUACCAGUUCCAUAUUCUCAAGGCAAGCUACGAUCACGAUUUCGUCCGUGCUCCGGUACUACUGCACACUGUCUCCAGUUUCCCCAAGGAAACCCUGACCAAGACUGCACAGCUUGUUCUGCAAGGUCUUAAGGUCUGUAUCGACCAGCCUGGUCCGCUCCGCAGCGAGAUCAUGACAUCACCAGACUUCUGGCUCAUUCUGAGGACUCUGAGUGAGAGCUCCAGCUCGUCCACGAUCGUCUUCGAUAUCCUUGAAGGCGGCGUCACUGGUACACCUUCUGCGAUCAUCGCCGACAACUAUGAGGCUGCUAUAGCAUUGCUCAACGACUUUGCGACAGCGGCACGAGUAGGUGCUGCGGCUGAGCAAAAGGGCGAGAAGCGCCCGAGGAACGCUCGCCCCCCGCCGAAGAAGGAAGCUGCGAGCGAGAAUGCCGUGGUAUCUCGUGGUGUGAAGGCUGUAAACCUCAUCUCAAGCAUGACUUCUCGUAUCCCACACCUCAUGAAGCAAUCCCAUCUUGAGAGCAGUGAAGCUUGGUCUGCCUACUGGCUGCCCAUUUUCAAAGCGCUAACGAAGCAAUGCACCAACCCGUGCCGCGAAGUAAGGCAUCUCGCCUUCGCCUCGCUCCAACGAUCGCUCCUCUCCCCGGAACUGGCAUGCGCCGAUCACGAGGAGUGGACAUCGAUCUUCAGUGAGGUUCUGUUCCCGCUGAUCUCGAGACUGCUCAAACCCGAGGUCUUCUCAUCCGACCGGGACGGCAUGAGCGAAACCCGCGUGCAGGCCGCCUCGCUCCUGACCAAGGUGUUCCUGCAGUAUCUGGUGCAGCUGUCCAAGUGGGACGGCAUGCUCGACCUGUGGCUAAAGAUAAUUGAUAUCAUGGACCGCCUCAUGAACAGUGGGCAAGGUGACAGCCUCGAGGAGGCAGUCCCCGAGAAUCUCAAGAACGUGCUCCUCAUCAUGGCCAGCAACGGCCUGCUCGUGCCGCCGAGCACGAACCCGGAGCACGAAAAGCUCUGGGUCGAGACGUGGAAGCGGAUAGACCGGUUCCUGCCCGACUUGCGCAAGGAGCUCGCUAUUGGUGGCGAGGCGGAUCUCGCUAUCCGAGCUGCCAGCAAUGAGAGUGGCCGGAGUGACGAGAAGGUCGUUGCUGCUGCUGCUGCGGCCAAGGACGAGGGGAAGGUGCCUGAGGGGGUUGUAGCUGAGUAG
Molecule: messenger RNA, 4818 nt
Organism: Microdochium trichocladiopsis
Lineage: Eukaryota; Fungi; Ascomycota; Sordariomycetes; Xylariales; Microdochiaceae
Exons: 8
Coding region: 1-4818 (1605 amino acids)
Biological process (GO): regulation of ARF protein signal transduction
Molecular function (GO): guanyl-nucleotide exchange factor activity
Source: RefSeq, a predicted model, not a curated record